AAUGCAGAUGUACGUACAAAAAUAUUAACAAUUUUGAUCUCAGAUGUUUUAUUAUUAAAGGAAAAGCAAAAAAAAGUUAAAUAAAUAAAAUGUUUGUUAAAAAAAUAACAUUAAAAAGAAAAUAAAAACAACCAGGAUCAAAGACGCACUGCAGUCAUCGCAUACGGCUUAUACGGACGAAGGGAUGAGUCAGCAAUUUUUUUUUUAAAUUAUUAUGGUUGGGAAUAUGGUAAGAAACACCCAAAAGCACUUGCUUUUGUCUGUUUUCUCUCCGGCCCUAUUUGUUUAAUUUUUGACAGCUCUGAACCGCGGACGCCUUAGGUGAUAUUUGGGUAAACAAAAAAAAAAUAUAUAAACAGCAAAUAUUUAUUUUAAAACAAAUAAAUAAAAACACCAGGCCGCAGGCCAAUUUUUUUAAACAAAAUCGCGGUUUUUAUUAUUGCAAACUGAAAAACAAUGAGGGAAAAAAAUAAUUGGAACACGAAGAAAAAAUCAAAAGAACGGGGAAAAAAGUUUUUUUUUCAACUCCUUGUGAAGCAGUCGCUAAAUACACUUCAAUAUAUUUAAAAAAAUGUAUGUAAAAUCGAUCUAAAAAAAAACACUCCACGACUGCAUAAAACUGAAGUAACUUUAAAACAAAAAAAAAGCAAAAAAAAGAUAAAAAUUUAAAAAAAUUAAAAACAAAAAACCCUUAAAAAAACAAGUCAACGCAAUGUACAAAAAUACCAAAAUUACUAAUUUUUCACGUAACAUUUGCAUUUUGAAUAAACAAACCAAAAAAAAAGUAAAAAAAAUUCUUGGUUUUUUUUUCUUUUAAUAAUUACUACUACUACCCUUACUCCAUUGCCCUGUCAAGUCCAUAUCAUCUACGGCAGGUAAGUACAUGAGGUUCAACACAUAAUAAAUUUAAGGUUUAAAGUUAACAAAUUUGGAGGUACGCAGAAGCGUUCAAGUGCAGCAGGUGGCCAAAAGAUGUCGAAGUAAGACUCAUCGUCGAUGAGGUUGAUGUAAAAUAUAAAGUGAUUUUUGUUAUUUUAGGCAUCAAUUCCCCCCCUCUCACGAUAAAAUGAAAGAAAUGAACUAUAUAUCAAGCUAGGCUUAAUACAAAUGUAAAAAAAAAUUCAAAUUGUCAGUAUGCAAUAAGAUAUACUGCUUUUAAGAUAUCGAGAGAAAAAAAAAAAAAGUCUUAGGGAACACUUAAAUAGUUUAGGUGUUUUCUUACGUUGUCAACUGUACGUUCUCACUCUACAAGAAAUGUAAUAAUUUGUAAACGGGCUGGUCUACACCCUAAAAAAAUUAUCUUUGGGAUGAAAAACAGUCAAUAAUUGCAAAAACAUUUAUUAUUGACUACUGCAAGAUCAGCAUAUGGAAGAUUUGAGCCAUCACUACUCUUAUUCAACAAACCUUAAUUUUUGAAAGGAAAACUGGAGAAUUUAAAAUAUGUAGAAGAAAUGUCGUCCAGUAUUGUACGCAUUUCGGUUCGGUCUUAUUCGAAGGCGGUUGACCCGAUACAGCAGCUAUUUGUCGACAAGAUACGCGAGUAUGACCAGAAGCUCAAGGCGAAUGGAGGCGCCCUCUUCGAUCCGACACCCGAGCUCGAAAGGGAACGGUCGAACCAAUACCUGAUGCUCAAGAGGCAACUCUUUAAAGAUUCAAAUCCGGAGAACCUGACCCAAUUCCCGGAGUUCAGAUUCGAAGACAGGCCUCUUGACGAUAUCAACAUGGAACCAAGUAAAAAGAAUUGAUUGGACUUUAUUUAAAAUUAAUUGUAUGUGUAUGGUGUUAAGUAGAAAGGCGAAGGCCUUGGAAGGAAGCAAUGAAAGCAACUCAGUUAAAACUGUUAUUAAAGUUAUUUAAAAAGUU
Messenger RNA from Cimex lectularius (bed bug), 1863 nucleotides. Its product is annotated as ATP synthase-coupling factor 6, mitochondrial-like. Gene Ontology annotation, biological process: proton motive force-driven ATP synthesis. The transcript is spliced from 5 exons. The record is from RefSeq and is a predicted model, not a curated record. Gene Ontology annotation, molecular function: proton transmembrane transporter activity. Bases 1452 to 1745 code for a protein of 97 amino acids. NCBI's taxonomy places the organism in Eukaryota, Metazoa, Arthropoda, Insecta, Hemiptera, Cimicidae.